Messenger RNA from Symbiodinium sp. CCMP2456, 2920 nucleotides. NCBI's taxonomy places the organism in Eukaryota, Dinophyceae, Suessiales, Symbiodiniaceae. The record is from the annotation of a GenBank genome assembly.
GAGGAAGAUCCUCUUGAGCGUGGCUUCUCUGGAGGAGAAGCAUGUGCACCUCGCCGGGCCAAGAAUCCUAAGUCGGUUGUCUGGAGAGGCCUGGCGAGCGACGGAGCAUCUCUCGAUCGGAGAGCUGCGUUCCGAGAAGGGAUGGUUGUGUGUGCUCCGGGCCUUGGACGAUCACUAUCGUUACUUGCCGGAGACGGAGCUCAACGAGUGUGUGGAUGAGUUCUUGUUUCAUCUGAAACGCCGCGCCCAUGAGGGGCCGACGGCGUUUGUGUCUCGCUUCAAGGCGGUGCUCAACAGAUUGGAGUCCUUAGUGGCCGCGGAGAAGGCGACCCAGAAGGGCUCUACAAAGAGACGCCGUGCUGCUGACAAGAAGGCAAGCAGCUCUAGCGGGAGCUCCUCAGACAGCUUUGGUUCUGGGCCAGCCGUGGACGAGCCGCGGCUGACGAAGGAGAAAGUGGAGGCCGCCGCCAGCGCGGCCCCAGCGGCGACCGCGGAAGUGCCAGCCCAAGACUCCAAGGGCCCAAGGACGGUUGGCAGUUUCGUGGAUUCGCCGAAGAGGCAACCACCUUCGGCUGGUGGAGGAUCCCACCACAGCCGUGGGACCCAGAAGGCUGAUGAGGAACGAGCCCAAAGGCGCAUGCUCGAGAACCUGGGCAAGCUCGAGGCAGGUCACCUUCGUGUCCGGCCCAUCUUUCCAGAAGUCAUUCUGGGCCACCUCUUCAUGCGGAAGUAUGGCUUGACCAGGGAGCAGCGCAGCCAAGUUAUCCGCUCUACAGGCGGGUCGUGCCGGUUCAAGGAUGUGGAGAAAGUCAUCCGGGCCUCCGACUACGAGGACAAGACGGCCGACUCGCACGGUCGCGGAGGAGUUCAGCGACCAAGUCGUUCAGGAAAUGUGAUGGCCGCUGAAGAAGACAGCAGCCUGAGCGAACCCUCGCUGUCCGAUGGCGAGGUGUGUGAGGCUGAGGAUGAGAGCGCGGACACCGAGGACCGCGAGGAGCUGGAGGAAGCCUAUGAGGUGCAGAAGAAGGCGAAGCAGGACGCCAAGAAGGCCUACCGGAACUACAAGGACAGCAGAAAACGAGUCCGGGAUAUCAGAAAGGACCGGCAGCCGUACAUGCCGGUGGUGGCGAUACCGCCGCCGACUUCUGCCCCUAUACAUGGCGAUGCUCAACCCAUCCAGCCCACGUUCAAGUACGACCGAAAGACCGGCCGGAAGGACAAGGCAAAGGGCGGCGGCAAACGAGGCCGCCGGGAAGACGUGAGCCUUGUGCAAUCCGAGCUGGUGACGGAGUUCUCCUAUAUGGUCGCGACGGAGGACGUCGACGAGCAUGACGUCUACUCCGUUACGGUUCCAGCGGGCCUGGCGGUGAUCGACACUGGAUGCACCACUUCGGUGAUUGGCGAGGAGACGGCGGCCCGCUACACCGAGUACUUCCGGAACCGGUGCCUGCCAGAACCUGUGGCAGUGACACUACCACCAGUGCAGCUGAAGGGCUUCAAUGGACUUCGUACGACCACGGAGCGAGGCCUACGGUGGACUGUGAAGUUGGGAAGCCUCUGGGGUCAGAUCACGACCUACGUGGUGGAAGGAUCGGCUCCAUUCCUCCUGUCACGGAAGGUGCUUCAAGGGAUGGAGGCGAAGAUCGACCUCGGGAAAUGCACCCUGACAAGCACAAAGCACGGCUUAUGCGAUGAGCCCCUGGCCCAAGCUGGCAAUGGUCAUCUGUUGCUGUCCUUGGUGCCACCUGAUGAGGCCGAGGACCUGUUUGCAGUACGAGACUGUGUUCGAAAGGAUGCCAAAGCAAGAGGGCGGCAUUCGAUCGACCAGGAGCGUGCAUUUUUGCAUACCGGUAUGAGAGGGGACUGGCGAGCAUAUGCCUGGGUCCGGCUUUUGGUCAAGACUUCUCUCGUGCCCGAGAUAGGUUGGUCUAGGAGGAACCUAGCUAAGGGGGGUAAUGCCGCCAGGAAUGUGCUCGCCAGACGCAAGAAGGAACGUCCGUUCCUCCACUUGUUUGAGCAAGCGUGGUCCCUGCAAACCAUGCUGGGCGGACACAUCCAUGCCGAGAACCCUGUAGCCUCACUAGCCUGGAACGAGAUGUCCCUAGGACCCGCCUAUGAGGUUGACCUAGAUCUGUGUGCCGUAGGGUUGGUAGAUAAGACUUCUGGGUUACCGAUACAAAGGCCUACUCGGGUUGUAACGAGUGAUCCUCAGCUUGUGUCAGCCUUGCGUGUGUGCCAGUGUCCGGGUCACGAGGCCCACGCUCACGUGACCGAGCCAGCUCAGAGCUCGAGUCUGGUCUAUCCCCGCCAGUUCUGCCGUAGGAUUGCUACAGCACUUGCCAGCCGAGAUGCCCAUGUCACGCCUGAUCACGACAUUUUUGUGCAGACUGACGAAGAGGCAGACUCGGAGCGAGAGUCUGAUCAAGAGGGCGACCCUGAGGAGGCGCCCAGGCUGCGCGAGGCCAAUCGCAGGUCUUAUGCGGCAAUGAUCCAGAAACUACAUGUGAACACUGGCCAUGCCUCGGUGCCUCAGAUGCUUCGCCUCGCCCAGAGGGCCAAGGCCCCUGCUGACCUGGUAGCCGAAAUCCGCAAGUUCCGUUGCCCAGUGUGCGAAGAACUUCAAGUACCACCCUCUCACCGGGUAGCUGCCUUGAGACAUACCGAGACUCCGAAUCAUAUAGUAGGCCUCGAUGUUGUCCAAGUUGAGCUUAAGCGGGACGGUCCUGAAGGCAUAACUGAGACCAAGUAUAAUGUCCUCACGGCAGUCGACUAUGCUUCGGAUUUCUGCCAGCAGAUCGUGCUGCCUGCCGGCCCCGGUGUGGUGAGCAAGGCCUUUCAUUCCAUGUGGUGCCGCCCUUACGGGCCUCCCCGCGUGGUCUAUGUUGACCCAGACCAGAGAUGGAUGUCAGGGGAAUUCCAG